AUGACUGACAUUCUAAACAUCGGAGACGAGCCGAUCUUUGAUGAUCGCAUCGUCAAGAUCGAGACUCAUACGUACAAUCCGUUUGCCAACACAACGUUCGGGCACAGCGACGAAAUACGAAUACCCAUACACCAACAGAAUCUGUACACAUUGCCGUUCGAAAGUUUUCUAUACAUCGAGGGAAAAGUGACAAUAAAGAACCCAGCCGAGGGAUUUUCGGUGGUACUGGGAAAUAAUUGUGUCGCGUUCAUGUUCGAUGAGAUUCGAUACGAACUCGACGGUGUAGAAAUUGAUCGCAACAGAAAUGUUGGAAUAACCAGCACACUGAAAAACUAUGCAAUGGUGUCGUCAGACAAAAACGUGAUUCUGAGGAACGCCGGAUGGAUUUCGGGUUGGGACGUGAAUGGAUACUUUAAUUAUUGCGUACCACUCAACAUGUUGUUGGGGUUUUGCGAGGAUUACAGACGCGUGGUGAUCAACGCUCGUCACGAGUUAAUUUUAAUACGCGCGCGUAACGAUAACAACAGUCUGAUGGGAAGUUCAGAGUUGGAACCCACGAUUGAUAUAUUCAAGAUACAAUGGCGCAUGCCUCACGUACUGGGGUGCGUUCUGAAUGAAAAUUUUUCACCCAGAUGA
Messenger RNA from Monomorium pharaonis (pharaoh ant), 636 nucleotides. RefSeq lists its product as uncharacterized. NCBI's taxonomy places the organism in Eukaryota, Metazoa, Arthropoda, Insecta, Hymenoptera, Formicidae. The coding region runs from base 1 to 636 and encodes 211 amino acids. The record is from RefSeq and is a predicted model, not a curated record. The transcript has a single exon.